AUGCCUUCUCAGUCCAAAUAUGUUUUAACAUUAAGCAGCGUCCACGAUCAUAGUAUCCAUAACAGUUCUGCUGAACAAUCCGCAAGAUCAAUGUAUUUUGCUACGACACAAAUCAUUGCGAGAUUUUCGAAUAUCCAAGAAAAACACGGUGGCUUACCACUCCAAUAUACAAUUCACUUUGUCGACCAAGAGAUGCCAUAUCUACGCAUCAAACUUAUCAUUAUCCCACGUAUAUUACGAUCAAUAACGACUGCCAUAGCUUCUAUGGCGUUGUUGGACUGUGUAGUUGAACCUGAGAGUGGGAUUUUGAGGAUUUCCCGUUCAAGAGCAGGGCCUAACAUCGGUUAUACAGUCCCCCAGAUUGAGACGUUACUCAAGUAUUACUAA
This is a messenger RNA of Melampsora larici-populina 98AG31, 387 nucleotides long. RefSeq lists its product as uncharacterized. NCBI's taxonomy places the organism in Eukaryota, Fungi, Basidiomycota, Pucciniomycetes, Pucciniales, Melampsoraceae. The coding region runs from base 1 to 387 and encodes 128 amino acids. The record is from RefSeq and is a predicted model, not a curated record. The transcript is spliced from 2 exons.